AUGGCUUCCAAAUCAGCAUGGAGGGCUCUCACACAACAGCCUCUGCGGCCUGCAGUACGACAGGCUGGUUAUCGAUGCUUUUCCUGCUCUGCUCGAUAUGCACAGCAACCUCAGCAGCCUCCGCAGCCUCCUAAGCCGUCCUCUAGCUCCGAGAAGACAACGCAUUUUGGUUAUGAGACGAUUGCCGAGUCACUCAAGGAAUCAAAAGUUGGUGCCGUCUUCUCGUCCGUCGCGUCAUCAUACGAUACCAUGAACGACUUCAUGUCCCUCGGCAUUCACCGACUCUGGAAAGACCACUUUGUUCGAUCAAUUAAUCCUGGAUCAGCAUCUCCAGGAUCCCCUGAAGGUUGGAAUAUUUUGGACAUUGCUGGUGGAACGGGAGACAUUGCAUUCCGCAUGCUCGAUCAUGCCACCAACAUCAACGGCGAUCACCGCACUCGCGUCACUAUUUCCGACAUCAAUGCCGACAUGCUGCGCGAAGGCAAAAAACGCAGUCUUGAUACCCCUUACGCAAACUCCGACCGUUUGAGCUUCCUCCAGGCGAACGCUGAGAAACUUGAUAUGGUCGAGAGCAACUCGAUUGACCUCUAUACUGUGGCGUUUGGAAUUCGAAAUUUUACGGACAAGGCUGCGGCUCUGCGCGAGGCUUAUCGUGUGCUCAAGCCCGGGGGUGUCUUUGCCUGUCUCGAAUUCAGCAAGGUGAACAACCCGGUUUUCAAUGAGGUCUACCAGCGAUGGAGCUUUGGCGCUAUUCCCUUGAUUGGGCACCUUGUCGCUGGCGAUCGUGACAGUUACCAGUAUCUUGUUGAGAGUAUCGACCGAUUCCCAAGUCAGGAGGAAUGGAAAGGGAUGAUUCAAGAAGCAGGUUUCAUGACCCCUGGAAAAGGCUACGAGGACCUCACGUUCGGUAUCGCUGCGAUCCACAAGGGCGUCAAACCCAGAAAUGCCUGA
Messenger RNA from Xylona heveae TC161, 951 nucleotides. RefSeq lists its product as hypothetical. Gene Ontology annotation, molecular function: methyltransferase activity. The record is from RefSeq and is a predicted model, not a curated record. The transcript has 2 exons. NCBI's taxonomy places the organism in Eukaryota, Fungi, Ascomycota, Xylonomycetes, Xylonales, Xylonaceae. Bases 1 to 951 code for a protein of 316 amino acids. Gene Ontology annotation, biological process: ubiquinone biosynthetic process.